AUGGAGGUGUUUAACAAGUCUGGUUUGGGCAAGCGGAUCCCUGAUAUCUUGGCUACUCAUUCAUACAGAGCAGGUGAGGAGAAAUCUAUGAGAGAGAUGUUGAUGGCCAUGCAAAGACAGGCUCUACUUGAGCAAGCUGAAGCUGAAAGAAAUGCAUAUUCACAAAAUUCUAUUGAGAAGGAUCAUCAUAUCCAAGAGCCGAUAAUCACGGUCAAGAAAGUUGAGACUGGAGCUACUCACCUCCUGCCUAAAACUUUUCGAUUAGUUGUGGUUGUAGGGGAAGAACCUAAGAGCAACCUGGAACUGCUCAAGGAAGACUGUAAAUCGGCUGUUUUUGAUGCGGAACGUGGGCGAGCCAGAUUAUCAAACAACCAACACAAAUGGAGUAUGUACGUCAUGACAACAAAAAGAGAUACCUUUUCAUGUGUCGAGUGUUCUCCCGACUCUUUAAUAUCCUCCAUUAACAGUUCUGGGGACGACAUGGUCAUUUUCCCACCCCCUUUCCCCAAUUUCAUCACCAUGUUCAUGGCCUUCAUCCUUCCCUCUUCUGCUAACCUGGUGCGAUUUCUCGCCUCCUCCAACUCCAACUCCCUAACCUUCAUUGCCCCAUCCAUCUCCUUUAUGACCUCCAGCAACCGAGAGCAAGUCCCGGCUCUAAUCUCGACCUUGAGACCAUUGGCAUACUCAACCAUGGGACCACACAUCUUCUGA
Messenger RNA from Striga asiatica, 711 nucleotides. The record is from the annotation of a GenBank genome assembly. Lineage: Eukaryota; Viridiplantae; Streptophyta; Magnoliopsida; Lamiales; Orobanchaceae.